GCGCGGUGAUGUCCUCCGGUGCGCGCGGCUUCCCGGUGCGUAAAGACCUCUCCAAUGUGCGCGCUGUGCGCUUUUUUUCUCCCUUUUCUAGAUUUUCACUUCAGGCGUUGCUCCUUUUCCUCAUAAAGAGGAAUCCAUUCCUGUAAGAAGACACUAGUCUAUUUUUAACAUCCAUCCCGCCGAGCCAACGCGUCGACAGAAACAUGGACCCUCUCUACAACGCGACGGAUGUUAACGCCACCACCGGGACCAACGGCUCCGGUACCGGCGGCGGAGACGGCUUCAACCAGUUCGUCCAGCCCGCGUGGCAGAUCAGUCUCUGGGCUGUGGCUUACUGCAGCAUCGUCGCGGUGUCGGUGCUCGGUAACACCGUGGUCGUCUGGAUUAUUCUGGCGCACAAACGCAUGAGGACCGUCACCAACUACUUCCUGGGUAAAGACUGUGACACACUUUGCACCGUCUGUUUGUCACAACACAACAAUCAUAUGUUUUUCCUCCGUAUCCUCUCAUUGCACAGAUACUAUGUGUGUGUGACACUGCUGAUCUACUUCCUGCCCCUUUGCAUUAUGGGAUGUGCGUACACGAUCGUGGGUGUCACCCUCUGGGCGAGUGAGAUCCCCGGAGACUCCACUGAACACUACAAAAAACAGAUGACUGCCAAACGCAAGGUGGUGAAGAUGUUGAUCGUGGUUGUGUGUACGUUCGCCGGCUGCUGGCUGCCGUAUCACAUCUACUUCUUACUGCACCAGUUCUUCCCCGAUUUAUUCGAGCAGCGCUACAUCCAGCAGGUGUACCUGGCCGUCAUGUGGCUGGCCAUGAGCUCCACCAUGUACAACCCCAUCAUCUACUACUGCCUCAACAGCAGGUUCAGAGCAGGUUUCCAGCAGGUGUUUUGUUGCUGUGUUCCCACCGGCGCCAAGGAGGAGCUGCAACUCAAAUCGCGGCGCUACCAGCACACACAGGUGAGCAUAUACAGAGCUAGUCGGGCGGGGACGGUGGUUUUCAGCUCCAACCACCCAGCAGAAGGGGAGCAAAGGACGUCGGAGCUGCCGUCCUGCUGUCCUCACACCCGGCCUCCUGUGGACGUCAAAUCCAACGGCUCAGAGGCACUGACCAAGAGCCCCGAUUGCCCCAACAGCCCGUCACAGUAGGGCAAACACCAUCAGGUGGCGUGGGAACCAAGUGUGAAUGCGUGACGAGGAUCCGAUCUCACGGUUGCAAGGAGGCAGUCGAGAUCAGACGCCGUCGCUUUGGUUAAGUAGGUUCUUUAGCUGUGAUGUUCUAACCAGCGGACAAGUGCAGUCUCAGAGGGUAAUACUGGCUUGAUCUCACUUCACUUCAAUUACAUCCCCGGUUCCUCCACUUCGCUUCCUCACAUCUUAGUGCGUCCCACUGAGGAAGCAUGGGAGAGAAAAUAGUCCCGUUCGAGAAGAGCCAGGCCUGCGCAAGAAUCGGUCGCCGGCGAUCGCCGCCCAGUGCAUCCCGGUCAGAUUUGUGUCCGACGUCAUGCACACGUGGUCAACAAUGACCUCACGAGAUCGAGGCGGCCGCAGGUUACUUUCCACUGGGAAAGCUCUCAGCUGAUCUAACAGCUGAUUGGUUCAGAAUCGACACAACACAUUGGCGUUUCACACAGCAAAAACGUAUUAAUGUUUUUUUUUAUAUUUGUCUGAUUUGAAGACUUAUUCUGUACAUAAUACAUGUUGUGUGGCCGAUGGUGACGUUUAUUAGCUAGAGAGACUAAAUCCGUUCAGAUUACGGAUCAUCUUCAGUCUGUGUAUUUACAUCAGCAACAGCUCGCAUGUAGAGCGGUUUACAGCUACUCUGUGGGAAUAAAAAC
Messenger RNA from Etheostoma cragini (Arkansas darter), 1840 nucleotides. RefSeq names its product substance-P receptor-like. Gene Ontology annotation, cellular component: plasma membrane; sperm midpiece. Gene Ontology annotation, molecular function: tachykinin receptor activity. Gene Ontology annotation, biological process: positive regulation of flagellated sperm motility; G protein-coupled receptor signaling pathway. The record is from RefSeq and is a predicted model, not a curated record. Bases 204 to 1151 code for a protein of 315 amino acids. The transcript is spliced from 5 exons. Lineage: Eukaryota; Metazoa; Chordata; Actinopteri; Perciformes; Percidae.